Dibothriocephalus latus is the source of this 762-nucleotide messenger RNA. The record is from the annotation of a GenBank genome assembly. NCBI's taxonomy places the organism in Eukaryota, Metazoa, Platyhelminthes, Cestoda, Diphyllobothriidea, Diphyllobothriidae.
AUGGACGCAGACGAAUUGGAACGGAGGCACUUUCUUAAAACACUUACUGCUUUCAAAUUUUAUCGAUCACAUGCGCUCAAAAAAGUAUACAUGCAAUUGACGAAAUAUGAAAAACUUUCGGAACACCAAAAAACUCUGAUUCCCAAAUUCCCGUCCUACAUGAAGUCCGUUGAAGAGUGCAUUGAUUCAAAUGCAAAUUUUAUCAGCCAGAUACUUGCGAACGCGAAGUCUGAGAUUUUCGAGGGGGACCACUUUUUAGUAGACCAAAACCCAACAAUCAACAAUGUGGUACAGAAUGGUGACCCUGGGCAACGCUACCGGUUCGGAAUCACUUCAAACGAUAUGGACAAGGUACGAUCAACGCUCAAGCAAUUUGUUCGUGAUUGGUCGACUGUUGGUGCCCCAGAAAGACAUAGUUCCUACGACCCUGUUCUUAGGGAAAUUCAUGCCGCCUUUCGAUCGUCGGAUAGGUGCAAGGACCCAAACCAAUACACCCUGUACCCCUGGGUCACCCAGUCCUCAAACAAUUUGUGUCGCGAUAACCAGCUCGCCGCAAUCACUAUCCCCGACGUCUGCCCCUCUGAUCUACCCCCAGGUGUCCAGUUCUCCAUGGUUGCUGGUGACUUUUCCGAAGUCUACACCGAGCCAGCCUCCUGGGACUGCGUGGCGACAGUCUUCUUCAUUGAUACUGCGCACAACAUCCUGGACUACUUGGAAACCAUUUGGAACGUUCUUGUACCCGAAGGCUAUUGGAUAAAUUUC